AUGGAAAGUGGGGGGCGGGUGAGGGGAGGGAUGGCCUGGCGCUGGCGCGUGACUCGAGCAUGUCUUGCCAGGGUCGCGGCCGUCAAUUUUAAUGUUUGCUCCUGCACUGGGAACCGCUGCUCAUGCACAGGAAAUUCCGGUGUGCAGGUGCAGCCCACCAGUGGUGGCACUCCAUGGGGGGUCAGGGGAGGAAAGAGGCUGGGCCGCCUGCUCGAGGCGCCGCGGGCAGGGGAGAUCGACCCCGGCCAAUGCAGCGCCGGAGGCAUCGACGGGAAGCCCUCCCAGGCGAGAGCCUGCUCUUGCGAAGGGGGCCGCCCUCCGCGCCACUCUGCAGCUGCUGGAAAACAUCGGCAGGCGAAUUGUGCGCGGCAGCCGGCAGCGAGGGCCAUUUUUUUUGGGCACGGCCCGGCUCCCCCCCCCCCCCCCUCGGUGCAGUUGUUCGGUGCUGCCAGCUUCAGGGCCACAGCGGUCAGGUGGUCGGCACGAGGGCCGCUCUGG
Prorocentrum cordatum is the source of this 498-nucleotide messenger RNA. The record is from the annotation of a GenBank genome assembly. NCBI's taxonomy places the organism in Eukaryota, Dinophyceae, Prorocentrales, Prorocentraceae.